AUGUCCAAGAUAAAUGAUAUUUCAUUCAACCCCGAUUUCUCCUUAAUAUCUAUAGCCACUAGCAAUGGAAACAAGAUAUUCAAUUGUGAACCCUUUGGAGAGUUGUAUUCGUCUUCAGAGACUCAACUACGAAGGACGUUAUCAAAUUCAAUAGACAGCUCAGAUGUCACAUCAGAUAAUAACCUUACAAUGGAUUUAGCCACGAGUGAAAAAUAUCCUACAAAAUUGUUGAAGAUGUUAUUUUCCACGAGUUUAACCAUCAUUGUACCUGAAUCCGAUGAGAACCGAUAUUUGAAAGUCUUCAACCUCAAGCAAGGGCUUAAAAUUAUCGAUUUGGAGUUUGAUUCUAGUAUAGUGGACGUGAAGUUGAAUAGAAAGAGGCUAAUUGUUGCAUUACAGAAUGGGGAGCUUCAUAUUUACGAUUUGAGUUGUGUUAAACUACUCUCGGUUUUGAAAUUAAAUUCAAAUGAUGACACAUUUGUUGGAGAUUUGAGUAUCGAUGACAAGUCUUGGCUUUGUAUACCUAUAAGUGCGGUUAAAAAUGACGAUAUGUUUGUUAAAUCUCGAAAAGAUAGUAACGUAUCCACGCAUUCGACAGAAUUGAAUAGUCAACCAUCACAUCAACAAUCUUGCAUUGAUGACUAUAUCGAAAUUACUCCAAAAGUUAAGCAAAGCAAUGGCGUAUUUGCAAAUUCAAACACUACACUACAAGACAUAAAAGAUGACAGUGAUGGUUGGCUUAUGGUUUAUGAUGCAAUAAAUUUAUCUCCCGUGUUAAUCUUCAAGGCUCAUGACUCUUCAAUCAGCAAAAUUUCAAUGUCUCAUAGAGGUAAUAAAAUUGCUAGUGCAUCAGUCAAGGGGACCAUUGUACGAGUAUUUGACCUUUCUACGGCGGAGGAGGGGAAAGUGUCUCUAAGUCUGGUUAAAAAUCUACGUCGUGGGCAUAAUGUUGCCAAAAUCAAUUCACUCUGUUUCAAUCACAAUGAGACUAUCUUGGGCUGCGGCUCAGAAUCCAACACCAUUCAUUUCUUUAAUCUUAUUCAGGAAGGACCUUGCAAUGAGACAGGCGAUGACGAUACGCAUAACACUGAUCAUAGAAACAGUUUUAGUGAUUACGAUGAUCAAAGUGAUGGCGAGAACCAUCGUUCUUCUUCGGAGGAGCUCAACGAAAGUCUUGCUAAUUUGCUUGUCUCAAAGUCGCUAAAACCUUCUCAAGAACAAGAGGAAUUAAACAAUAAGGCUAAAAAGUCCUGGUUUAGCAAAACUAAGAGUAAAUUCAUACAUAACCCAUACACAACCUCAUUUUUGAACAAAAUCCCGUACAAAGACUACAUAGACAAUCUUAUCUGGGAACCUCCAAGACGAUCUUUUGCAUACAUUAAGUUGCCAGAACAUGCUUGGGUAUCUAACAACAACAGUAAUCAUAAUAAGGUAGUAAUUGGGUUUAAUGGUGGUUUAAUCUUAAUUGGGUCUUAUCAAUCCGGAAAAUUUUAUCAUUAUCAGUUGCCAAAUCAACACGCCGGAUAUCGUUUGGCUACAAAGGAUAGCAAGGAGGAUAAAGAUAAAAGAGAAGAAUGUCUGCUUGUAAGUCAAUACGAUAUGCUACUGCAUUCCUAG
Molecule: messenger RNA, 1617 nt
Organism: Lodderomyces orthopsilosis Co 90-125
Lineage: Eukaryota; Fungi; Ascomycota; Pichiomycetes; Serinales; Debaryomycetaceae
Exons: 1
Coding region: 1-1617 (538 amino acids)
Biological process (GO): nucleophagy; protein lipidation; protein localization to phagophore assembly site
Cellular component (GO): phagophore assembly site membrane; cytosol; extrinsic component of membrane
Molecular function (GO): protein binding; phosphatidylinositol-3-phosphate binding; phosphatidylinositol-3,5-bisphosphate binding
Source: RefSeq, a predicted model, not a curated record